GCCUUCAUCCGAUCUUUUCUCCAGUCCAGUGCUUGCACGGCUCACGCGCUUCAGCCAAGCAUCUUCUAAACGCAAGAGAGACUAAAGCCAUGGCAAGGCCCAGAGUUUUCUUCGACAUCACCGCCGGCAGCGCAGCAGUCGGAAGAGUGGUCAUAGAGCUGAGAGCUGAUGUGGUUCCUAAAACAGCAGAGAACUUCAGGCAGUUGUGCACUGGUCAGCCUGGCUAUGGCUACAAAGGAUCCACGUUUCAUCGCGUCAUCCCCAAUUUCAUGUGCCAGGGGGGCGACUUCACGAAACACAAUGGAACUGGUGGAAAGUCCAUUUAUGGCAACAAGUUUGAGGAUGAGAACUUCAUCCUGAAGCACACCGGCCCUGGCAUCCUGUCCAUGGCCAACGCCGGCCCCAACACCAACGGCUCCCAGUUCUUCAUCUGUACAGAAGCUACUUCAUGGCUGGACGGCAAGCACGUUGUCUUCGGACAGGUUGUGGAGGGCAUGGAUGUCAUCAGGAAAGUGGAGGGCUAUGGUUCCAGCAGUGGAAAGACCAGUACCAAGAUCGUCAUCGCUGACUGUGGCCAGCUGUAAACACCUCAACCACUAACCUUCACCUGAACCCUAGUCUAGUACCCCUCAGUGCUCCCGUUUAUAAAUCCUGCCGCUAACCCCAACAUUCCUGUUCAAGUUCUACCACCCCUCCCCUAUAUCUUUCAAAUCUUUCUCUUUGACAAGUUGCCUUUGCGGUUUUCAUUUGCAAAUGAAGUCAUGUAGGCCUAUAAUUUGUGUAUCAAUGUCUUAAAAUAAAGGGGAACAAUGACAUGAAACUUUA
Molecule: messenger RNA, 825 nt
Organism: Carassius carassius (crucian carp)
Lineage: Eukaryota; Metazoa; Chordata; Actinopteri; Cypriniformes; Cyprinidae
Gene: ppiaa
Product: peptidylprolyl isomerase Aa (cyclophilin A)
Exons: 5
Coding region: 90-584 (164 amino acids)
Biological process (GO): protein folding; protein peptidyl-prolyl isomerization
Cellular component (GO): intracellular membrane-bounded organelle
Molecular function (GO): peptidyl-prolyl cis-trans isomerase activity
Source: RefSeq, a predicted model, not a curated record